Molecule: messenger RNA, 4075 nt
Organism: Cherax quadricarinatus
Lineage: Eukaryota; Metazoa; Arthropoda; Malacostraca; Decapoda; Parastacidae
Source: RefSeq, a predicted model, not a curated record
UGGAUAUUUUUUUAUUACUUUCAGCGGCACUUGGAGAAGGGCGGGGCGCUACUGGAGGAGGCAGCGUCGGCAGGAGACACAGAGGCCAGUGUGAAGGAGCUGGCCAGGGCCCUCCACCUCCACCUGACACAGUUCACUGACCGCCUCCACCACACCAGAGACCGCCUCCAGGAUACUGCCACCUGCUACCACCUCCUGGAUAAAGCCUACGAAUGGGCGCUGGAAGCGAUGAAGGUGGUGGGUCGGGUGAAGGGGGAGGGUCUGGCCUCACCUGAGCAGGUGGGGGCGGCCGCCCGCGCCCUCACCGCCCACCUGGAGGAACACCCGCCCAUACCUGAAGACAACUUCACUGCCAUGACCACCCUGGCUACCAGACUCAACAACCACACCCUCCUGCAACAGUGCAAGAUGGCUCAGGUUCGAUGUCAAGAAACACACGAACUUCUGCGUAACCGCCAAGCGGCACUCCACAAAGCAAAGCGGCAGAUGGAAUUUGAUUGUCAGAGCUUUGUGGACUUGGGCGAGGUGUUUGGAGGGGGUGAAGAGAUGUCUCCCUUAGCUUGGCUAGCAUGUUCACCUCUGAAUGUGUCGGGUCGGCGACGGUCAGUGUCAUCGGUCGGGUCACGUCCACGAGAGGCACUGUCAAGGUGUCCCUCGCUCGAUACUGACGAUGAUUCUGUCUUUCUCGACCCACCGCCCCCCCCACCGCCUGCCAAAACCCCGCUGGAACCUCGCACUAGCCUGGGUGGCAUCAAGGAGGUUCGGGAGAGUGCUGAAGACCUGCAGCAGCCUUCACCGCUGCCAUCCCCAACCACUGCCAAGUUAACCUCCACUGCUUCAGGUAUCACAACCUCAUCGUCUGGCUCCAGUGGCACCUGUGGCAGCAGUUCUUGCUCCUCUAGUGAGAGCUCUGGGCCCGUCUCUGUCAACAAAAAAUUCAUGAAAAGAGCCAAUACUUGGCAGUAUGGUCUUAUACCCAAAGAGCACACUGAUGAAAGUUCAGGGAUGGAUGACGGUGUACCACUUUCACCAACAAGCCACAAGAGCAUCCCUCCAUCCUCUGCUGUCAAUUCUCAUCUACUAAUCCGUGGGUCACAGCUCAACUUAUCUAUCAACACUGACGACCUGUCACAGGAGGAAGUGAAAAAGAGCAAGACUCUUUUGCUGAUCAUGAGGGAACUGAUUCAAACAGAGAGAGAUUACGUUAAUUCCCUUGAAUAUAUUAUUGAGAAUUACAUCCCUGAGUUGAUGAGAGAAGACAUACCACAAGCUCUCAGGGGCCAACGUAACGUUGUCUUUGGCAAUAUUGAAAAAAUAUAUGAAUUUCACUCCGGAUAUUUUCUACAUGCCCUUGAAGCUUGCGAGAUGCGACCUUUUGCAGUGGGCUCGAUAUUUCUGAGAUAUGAGAGUCAGUUUUACCUGUAUGCUCUCUACAACAAGAACAAGCCAAAGUCAGAUUCACUAAUGUCAGAGUACGGGUCUGCGUUCUUUCGGAAGAAACAGCUGGAGCUGGAGGACAGGAUGGACCUUGCCUCGUACUUGUUAAAACCUGUACAACGUAUGGGAAAGUAUGCUCUAAUUCUUAAACAGUUGCUGAAGGAAUGUGGCCGCGGAGAGGAAAACUAUGAUGAUCUCCUGGGGGCCCAGGAGAUGGUUCAGUUUCAGCUGCGUCAUGGCAAUGACCUCCUUGCUAUGGACUCCUUGAGGGAUUGUGAUGUGAACCUGAAGGAACAAGGUAGAUUGUUGAGGCAAGGAGAGUUUGUGGUGUGGGAAGGCAGCAGAGCCAAGAAGUCAGUCAGACACGUCUUCUUGUUUGAAGAUCUCAUUCUCUUUAGCAAGGCAAGACGAGACCCCGAGAAGAAGACACUGGAUAUAUUUCAGUAUAAACAUAGUAUGAAAAUGACUGACAUUGGCUUGACAGAACAAGUCAGUGUUAGCACAACUAAAUUUGAAAUUUGGUUCCGCAAGAGGAAGCCAUCGGACACUUACCUUCUUCAAGCUGCCAAUGCUGAGAUGAAAGAAGCUUGGACAGAGGAAAUAUCCAAAUUACUGUGGCGCCAGGCACUCCGUAAUAGAACAAUGAGGCUGCACGAGAUGUCAUCUAUGGGCAUAGGUAACAAGCCAUGUUUGGAUAUACGACCAAGUGAAGAUCAGAUCAGUGACAGAUCUAUCAGCAUCAAUCAGUUGAAUAAAGCACCUCGUCUUCGAACUGGUUCAACCUCCACUGUUGGCGACUUAAAUGGUGGCGUGGGGAAGAGACCACACUCCAUAAUUUCAGUUAGUUCCUCCUCAGCUUCCUCAUCCGCCUCAUCUGCAUCUUCAACGCAUUCGUCAGCUGUUUGUCCAACAUACGUUGGGGCUCUCAACCUGGGGUUUGAGGCCGGAGAUUCCCCCCGAGCCCUCCAUCGCUCUGUGACGCGUACCAGCCAGUGUUCCGCAGAGAGUGGGAUUCUUGCUGACAUGUACUCAGGUGGUGAUGAUGAUUCUCAGUCUCAUCGGAGGGUUGAGAGGUCCAAUUCCACCGUGACUACCGUCUCUGUUGAUUCUGCACUUUCUCCAGCUUCGUCUGUUUCACCUACUUCACCGGUCUCUCCUGUCUCACCUCUUGCACCUUCCCUCAUCGCAGUGCCACCUACAAGAGCCACAGAUGUUAUCUAUGAAGCACCAUCUGUCACACCCACUUCAAAGGACUCUUCGGCAAAAACACUGCUCACUACUGAGGUUUAGUGAGAGGAACCUGCAGCCUUACUGAGAGGCCAUGCUGACUAAGUCGUUAGGAUUACUCUGUAUUUAUUGAUAGCUCAUAUGUACAAAGAAUAUAGCUGUUAUUAUAUUAAUGAUAUCUUGUAAAUAGCUUUGCAACAAUACCAUGUUAAAAAUAUUUUAAGCACCAGAAUGUCAUCGCAAGACCCACCAAUGCUUGAUUUGCUAAAAUCUGUUUUAUGUAUGUAGAGUAGUGAUGCCAAAUAACCUUAUUCCCAUAUAACCCUGACAUGAACACUUCUUUUGAUGGCUUUCUUCACAAAAAUCAUGAUGAAUGAUCCAAAUGGGUGUAGCACUUUCCAUGAGUAUGACACGUCACACGUCGUGUGGUACCUGUAAUGACAUUGGGACAUGUUUUGACAUAAAAAUUAUAUUUUAUUUUUCCUGACUUUGGUCUGAAGUCUAGCAUUUCUGUCUUCCAUGUAGCACCAUGUAGUAUGAUAUAGUUACGAGUUUUUGGACUGUUCUUGCGGAAAAGUUACAUAGCACACUGAGACGUCACAAUUCAUCACGUGAAUUGCUGUUGUCGGAAUGUAGUGAAAAAUGGUGCUACACUGCUAGUUUGGACUUCACUGACUUCCUUUUUUUUUCCUGCAUAUGCUUUAACAUUUUUGUUAAGAAAAAAAUUAUAAAAAGCACAUUCAGUGUUUUACAAUCUGAACAAAAGUGAUGUGUAAAGCGUACACUCUCCACUUGCCUGUAACUCUGUCCUCACAUUCUGUAUGCACACUGUAUCUGCCAAAAACAUUACUAUUUUUUUAAAUAAUUUUUCAUAAAUUACAUAUCAGAAGAAUAACAGUCGAGAGGGUGUAAAAAAUAAGCAGUUUAAAGAGGCAAUUCCUGUAAUUAAUUAUAAUGUUUUUGGAAUAGGUUAUGAUUAUACAGACAUAUUUUUUGGGACAUAAGUGUCGUAUUUGGUUGUCUUGUUUUCCUGACUGUUGUUUACAGGUGUUGAGCAAUUCUCUGCAUGACAUACCAAAAGUACCUUGUAUUUUGUAAAUAAUAUUUUUUGUAAUGUUUUAUAUAUAAUGUAGACAUGCAAGUCUUGUUUACAAGUCAAUUACUGAAUGUUUCAUUUAUUUUGACAUGCCAAUAAUUUAUGUCAUUGCAAUUACAAUACAAACAUCCUGUCUGUGCCACAGUGUCAGUUGAUAAAUUCUUUUAAAUGUGCUGUAACUGUACUAGAGUUUUUCUGACUGACAUGUUAUAUAUUUUUUCUACUUUAUUUUGUAAAUAAAUUUUUGUUUUCUUUGUCAUGUUUGGCUUAUUUUCUGAGCAUUUACAAUUAUUAUAAAUAAAAUCUUAUAAUAUU